AUGGCGAAAGACCCGUUGGGUGAAGCUGGCCUUCAUUUUGAUGAACUCAACAAGCUGCGGGUGCUGGAGCCAGAGGUGGGCCAGAAGACCACGGAGCUCAAGGAGGAGUGCAAAGACUUUGUUGACAGUAAGAACAUUCCAUUAUCUUCUGUUCUGUGUCCCAAAUGGCACCAUAUUCCCUAUAUAUAGUGGGCCCUGGGCAAAUGUAGUGCACUACAUAGGGAAUAGUGUGCCAUUUGGGACACUACACUUGGUGUUAAGUGCCAUUACUUUCAUAGAAUAUUGUGCAGAUCAGUGGAGAGGUCCACUCGCACAUCUGUUCUUAAUGUUAAAACUGUGUUCUUCAAAUGUUGUUGACACCUAAUUACCGAAUAGUGUUUUACUAACUUUCGUGCGUUCAUUCAAUACACAGAAAUCGGCCAGUUUCAGAAGGUAGUGGGUGGUCUCAUCGAGCUGGUGGAUGAAUUGGCAAAAGAGGCAGAGACGGAGAAGAUGAAGGUAAGGGUCUGCAUUGGCUCUUUUAAGAGUUGUGAGUUUCUUAGUCCAUCUUUACAGGACUCAGACACACACAGAUGCAAUACUUUUUGUUCAACUCAUUCAAAGUCAAUUGUUUUCAAUCAACGUGUCAGUCAGAUCAAAGUGACCGCUGGCUCUACAAUCUGCCUGUCUGCAAGCAAUCUCAGGUUGAAAACAAAACAGUGGACUUUGACUGCUAGCUAGCUAGGCCACUGAGUACACUUGCUGCACUUUUCUGUGGGAACGACCGAGGCCUUGUUAUCUGGGUGAACAACAUGCUGCUGCACUGCCUCCUUCUCCCAGGCUAUUGGAGCCAGGAACCUGUUGAAGUCUGUGGCCAAGCAGAGGGAGGCCCAGCAACAGCAGCUCCAUGCCCUGAUAGCAGAGAAGACGAUGCAGCUGGAGAGGUAAGAAGACUGAAGCCUGGUCCCAGAUCUGAUCUCACUAGCCUGGUCCCAGAUCUGAUCUCACUAGCCUGGUCCCAGGUCUGAUCUCACUAGCCUGGUCCCAGAUCUGAUCUCACUAGCCUGGUCCCAGAUCUGAUCUCACUAGCCUGGUCCCAGGUCUGAUCUCACUAGCCUGGUCCCAGGUCUGAUCUCACUAGCCUGGUCCCAGGUCUGAUCUCACUAGCCUGGUCCCAGGUCUGAUCUCACUAGCCUGGUCCCAGAUCUGAUCUCACUAGCCUGGUCCCAGAUCUGAUCUCACUAGCCUGGUCCCAGAUCUGAUCUCACUAGCCUGGUCCCAGGUCUGAUCUCACUAGCCUGGUCCCAGGUCUGAUCUCACUAGCCUGGUCCCAGGUCUGAUCUCACUAGCCUGGUCCCAGAUCUGAUCUCACUAGCCUGGUCCCAGGUCUGAUCUCACUAGCCUGGUCCCAGAUCUGUUUGUGCUUUUGCUCACUCCAUUGUCAAGCCACACAUGUUUGGAAGGACAAUUCCAUAUGGAGUUGGCAAGAGACUAGAAACAGACUGUUAUCCAGGCUAUAUUAAAGAGACCAGAAACAGACUGUUACCCAGGCUAUAUUAAAGAGACCAGAAACAGACUGGUACCCAGGCUAUAUUAAAGAGACCAGAAACAGACUGGUACCCAGGCUAUAUUAAAGAGACUAGAAACAGACUGGUACCCAGGCUAUAUUAAAGAGACUAGAAACAGACUGGCACCCAUGCUAUAUUAAAGAGACUAGAAACAGACUGGUACCCAGGCUAUAUUAAAGAGACCAGAAACAGACUGGUACCCAGGCUAUAUUAAAGAGACCAGAAACAGACUGGUAUCCAGGCUAUAUUAAAGAGACCAGAAACAGACUGGUACCCAGGCUAUAUUAAAGAGACCAGAAACAGACUGGUACCCAGGCUAUAUUAAAGAGACCAGAAACAGACUGGUACCCAGGCUAUAUUAAAGAGACUAGAAACAGACUGGUACCCAGGCUAUAUUAAAGAGACUAGAAACAGACUGGCACCCAUGCUAUAUUAAAGAGACUAGAAACAGACUGGUACCCAGGCUAUAUUAAAGAGACCAGAAACAGACUGGUACCCAGGCUAUAUUAAAGAGACCAGAAACAGACUGGUACCCAGGCUAUAUUAAAGAGACCAGAAACAGACUGGUACCCAGGCUAUAUUAAAGAGACCAGAAACAGACUGGUACCCAGGCUAUAUUAAAGAGACCAGAAACAGACUGGUACCCAGGCUAUAUUAAAGAGACCAGAAACAGACUGGCUCCCAGGCUAAGAAGACUGUUUGUCUUAUUCAAUCUUGUUCUGAAGACAGCUGUGCCUCAAGGGCAGAAACGAACGUGAUUGGUGAAAUUUAUUUGGCAAGAAAUGUAAGACUGAGGUCAAGUCUCCUUGUGAAAUCAAUAACAAUGGGGAAAUAUAUUGUUAGUGUCUCGUUCUCAGGGGUUGACAUUAUAGUCAGUCAGUUAGUUAAUUAGUCAGUCAGUCCCUGGGGUUUAAUGAAGUUUGUCUUUGUUUGUAAUCUAUUCCAGGUAUCGCAUCGAGUAUGAAGCUCUCUCCAAAGUGGAGGCUGAGCAGAAUGAGUUCAUUGAACAGUUCAUUCUGCAGAAAUAAGGGGUGCGUCGAAGGCCCAAAAUGUGUGCGUGUCUGUGUGUGUCUGUGUGUGUUUGUGACCAUGUUUCCAGGGUGCCUGAAUUGUUUUCUAUGGGUGAUAUCCACUACGCUAUGGGUUAACGGGAAUCGCUCAUCUGAACACAACCUCUCUUACGACCUCACAAGCAAUCCAAAACUGCUCCAACUAAAACACAGGUGUUACCGUGACAGCAACAGACAGACCACAUGCAAAGUUAAAGUAGCUUCUCACUCUUAGGCUUCUAGAACACCAUAACAUGUUCCUCACUAGCAGGUGUCAACCCUCCUCCCCCAGUUAUCCAUUUUUAGCAUUUAAGUGUUGAAUGCUUGAAAUAUAAUUAAAACCUGAGGCUCUAUGGGCGUCACGCCUUUCACAACACUACAGUAUAUCAGACAAGCAAAUGGGGAAGAAAGCUAUUUAUAUAUACCAAGGAAUUUAUUUAUACUAUUUAAUACCGAAUAAUUACUCUGUAUAGAUAGUUUUAUUACCUUUUCUACAAGUAGAAAACAAAGUACAGUAUGUGCAUGUUACUGUAAAUAAUUUCAUGAUUUCCCCCCCAAUUAUAUAUAUAUUUUUUUUGCUGUGUGUCGUCUGUUUACAUCUGAGGUAGGAAUAUGUUCAUGGUUUUAUAAUUUCACCAUUGUCUGUGGGACCACACCAAAACAUUUGCCCUCAGGUGGCUUAUUGGAAUUUCAGGCCAGUGUAUAAAUAAACAGUAAAGUACAUUUGAAAGGUAUAUUAAUUAUUUUAUGUUUACAGUAUAUAUCAAGAAAUUAUCAAAUGUUCUCAUACUCUGCAUUCAUCUUAUCCAUGUUAAAAGUUAGUAAACCAGCUUAGUGGACCAACUUCAUCAAAAGAUGAGGUAUACUUGAAUAAAAAGGAUUUGCACAUAUUUUGAUUCUCUUGGUGUCAACAUUCUUGACUAUUGCUAACCAUGAUAUUUUCUCGACUUUAAAUAUACGAAUUGACAAUUGAUCACAAAAAUUACUAUGAAAAUUAGUAGUGUAGUCUAGACUAGAGGUAUGAUUACCUGGAUGUCUAGGCAGCCGGGUCACAGCUUGAGAUUCAGAAUGUACAGGUGGAUUAGUAGCCUGAGUGCCAAUCUGUUUGUGCCAUCAUGCCAACU
This is a messenger RNA of Coregonus sp. 'balchen', 3720 nucleotides long. Lineage: Eukaryota; Metazoa; Chordata; Actinopteri; Salmoniformes; Salmonidae. The record is from the annotation of a GenBank genome assembly.